Rhinolophus ferrumequinum (greater horseshoe bat) is the source of this 2143-nucleotide messenger RNA. Its product is annotated as keratin, type II cytoskeletal 75. NCBI's taxonomy places the organism in Eukaryota, Metazoa, Chordata, Mammalia, Chiroptera, Rhinolophidae. The transcript has 9 exons. Gene Ontology annotation, molecular function: structural constituent of skin epidermis. The record is from RefSeq and is a predicted model, not a curated record. Gene Ontology annotation, biological process: keratinization; intermediate filament organization. Gene Ontology annotation, cellular component: keratin filament. Bases 58 to 1701 code for a protein of 547 amino acids.
UCCCCCUUCACACACACCCACAUCAGGAGCUCUUCUCGCCCUCCUUUCUCAGUCGCCAUGUCCAGGCAGUCCACCAUCACUUUCCAGACUGGCAACCGCAGGGGCUUCAGCGCGGCCUCAGCCACCACCCCAGCCUCUGGGUGCUCCCGCUUCAGCUCCGUCUCUGUUGCCCGCUCCCCAGGGGGCAGUGGAGGGUUGGGAAGGAUCAGCAGUCCUGGGGCUGGCUUUGGAAGUCGCAGCCUCUACAACCUGGGGGCGACCAAGCGGGUCUCUAUCGGUGGAUGUGGCAGCAGCUUCCGAAGUGGCUUUGGUGGCAGGGCAAGCAAUGGGUUCGGAGUCAGCAGUGGAUUUGGCUAUGGGGGUGGAAUUGGAGGGGGCUAUGGGGGCUCUGGCUUCCCUGUGUGCCCCCCUGGAGGCAUCCAAGGGGUCACCGUCAACCAGAGUCUCCUAACUCCUCUCAACCUGCAAAUCGACCCCACCAUCCAGCGGAUUCGGAAAGAGGAGCGCGAGCAGAUCAAGACCCUCAACAACAAGUUCGCCUCCUUCAUCGACAAGGUGCGGUUCCUGGAGCAGCAGAACAAGGUCCUGGAGACCAAGUGGAGCCUCCUGCAGGAGCAGGGCACCAAGACCGUGAGGCAGAACCUGGAGCCCUUCUUUGACGCCUACCUCAGCGACCUCCGCCGGCAGCUGGACAGCGUCACCACCGAGAGGGGCAGGCUGGACACUGAGCUGAGGAACAUGCAGGAUGUCGUAGAAGAUUUCAAAAUGAGGUAUGAGGAUGAAAUUAACAAGCGCACAGCUGCUGAGAAUGAGUUUGUGGCUCUGAAGAAGGAUGUGGAUGCCGCCUACAUGAACAGGGUGGAGCUAGAGGCCAAGGUCAGCUGUCUGACCGACGAGAGCAACUUCCUACGGAUACUCUAUGAGGAAGAGCUGUCCCAGAUGCAGACCCAGGUCAGUGACACGUCCGUGGUCCUGUCCAUGGACAACAACCGCUCCCUGGACCUGGACAGCAUCAUCGCCGAGGUCAAGGCCCAGUACGAGGACAUCGCCAACCGCAGCCGGGCCGAGGCCGAGUCCUGGUACCAGACCAAGUACGAGGAGCUGCAGGUCACGGCAGGCAGACAUGGCGAUGACCUCCGAAACACCAAACAAGAGAUCUCCGAGAUGAACCGGAUGAUCCAGAGGCUGAGAGCUGAGAUCGACAGUGUGAAGAAGCAGUGUUCCAGCCUGCAAACGGCCAUCGCCGAUGCAGAACAGCGCGGAGAAAUGGCCCUCAAAGAUGCACGGGCCAAGCUGGUGGACCUGGAGGCCGCCCUGCAGAAGGCCAAGCAGGACAUGGCGCGGCUGCUGCGCGAGUACCAGGAGCUCAUGAACGUCAAGCUGGCCCUGGACGUGGAGAUCGCCACCUACAGGAAGCUGCUGGAGGGCGAGGAGCACAGGCUGAGUGGAGAGGGGGUUUCUCCAGUUAACAUCUCUGUGGUUACCUCCACCAUUUCCAGCGGCCAUGGCGGUGGCAGCGGCAUUGGAGGUGGAAGCCUGGGUCUUGGUGGGGGCAGCGGCUACUCCUUCACCACCAGCGGUGGGCACAGCCUGGGGGGCUCCGGCUUCAGUGCCUGCAGCAGCCGGGGCCUUGGGGGCAGCGGCUCCAGUGUCAAGUUUGUCUCCACUACAUCCUCCAGCCGGAAGAGCUAUAAACACUAAGUGCAGCCACCCUGCUCCCUCACCCCUGCCCUGAAACCCGCUCUGCCCACACAUCUGACCUGUCUGCCCUAACCCUGGACACAUGGGUCCUUCUCCUUCAUCUCCCCUCCACAAGGCCCACCUGUGCUGCUAGGAAGCCUGGCAUCCUGGCUAAACCCCAUUCCCCAACCUGAGCCAGCCUCUGUCCUCACAGUCCCCAGACUGCUCCUGGCGCCCUCUUUCAAAAUUCACAUUCAGCUUGUCUUGCAGAGACUUUCCCUUCAGCUCCACCUUCCUUCUCCCUCCCUCCAGAUGCAGAAAUGGGGAGUCUGUGUCUCCCAGUCCAUCUCAAUGCCAGGUUGUCAGCCCCCGGGUCUCAUGGUGCUUAUAAGUUGCCUGCUGGGAGGGAGGGCUCCCUCCCUCCCAGCCCUGGAAGGUGUCUAUUAAAUGUAUGUGUAAUGUG